AAUAACAAAGAGGUAAGCGUGGCCCUGACCAGCCCACCCCACAACAGGAAGAAUGGCUGAAAAAGCAGCGGCUACAUUUUCACACCUUCUGGUCCCUAUUCUUCUCUUGAUUGGCUGGAUUGUGGGCUGCAUCGUAAUGGUUUAUGUUGUCUUCUCUUAGAAAGGCAAGAAGACUUCAGGUUGACAUCAUUUAGAAGAAUUAAAAAAGCACGAAAUGACAGAUUAUUAAAUGUUUCUCAUGUAAAUAAC
Aethalodelphis obliquidens (Pacific white-sided dolphin) is the source of this 249-nucleotide messenger RNA. RefSeq names its product small transmembrane regulator of ion transport 1 (gene STRIT1). The transcript has 3 exons. The record is from RefSeq and is a predicted model, not a curated record. NCBI's taxonomy places the organism in Eukaryota, Metazoa, Chordata, Mammalia, Artiodactyla, Delphinidae. Gene Ontology annotation, biological process: regulation of ATPase-coupled calcium transmembrane transporter activity; regulation of slow-twitch skeletal muscle fiber contraction. The coding region runs from base 53 to 160 and encodes 35 amino acids.